CAGCGCCCUGCGCUUACGGAAGUGCCGCGCGGGGCCGCCGUGUGGGCGGGGCUGUGUUGUCGCUGUGCCGGCACUGAGCCUGGCGGAGCGCGGGGAGUUGCCCAGCCCAGCUCAGCUCAGCGUCAGGUUACCGGCGUGGCGUGCCACACAGCCUCGGCAGCGCCUAACUUUUGUAGGCCUAAAGGACAGGCGUAAGGCCUCAGCGGCCGUGGCCCGGGGCCCCGCAGGGCCGGGCCGUCACCGAGUGAAAGCUCUCUGGGCGCACGGGUCACCGUCUCAGCAGCGUCAGGGCCGCAAGCACCGGCCCCCGAGCCUCUCCGUCCCCGUAACUCGCAGAGCUGAGAUAAGGCCGAUAAGCGAGAAACAGAGGAGGGUUUUUUCAGUUCCUCAGCCCCGUGGCUGCUAGGCACACGGUGUGCGCCACUGAGCGAGCUGCCUUCAGCUCAGUACGCGAACAGAGGCCUCCCUGAGCCGCAGCAGGGCAGCAGUGGAAGCUCAGCCCGAGCUGGUGGUCCCGCCGGGAGGCCCCGGGGGUGGUGGCGCUGCGGUUCGGGGGCGGCGCUCCUCCCGGGGCUCACCAUAGAGCUGCGGGCGGGGCCCUCCCCAGCUCCGGCAUUUCCGGGCGGCGCCGCGUCACGUCCGGGUGGCGGAGAUGCCGGUUAAAUUGAAUAUUUACGCAACGCAAGUUCGUGCAGGAGGACGAUCGCUUCAUUUUGUACUUCAGAAAAUAUGAGAAUAAGCAGAGUGUUGUUCUCUCUGAAUUAAAAGUAUAUAUCUGUGCCUUGCUGAGGACAGCUGCAGGAAUCGAACACUUGAAUCAAUGUUAUCGGAUGAGUUAGAAUCCAAACCAGAGCUGCUGGUUCAGUUUGUUCAGAAUACUUCUAUUCCACUAGCUCAAGGGCUGGUGGAAUCGGAGCCAAAAGACAUCACCUGUCUUUCUCUCCUUCCUGUUACUGAGACUUCAGAAUGCAACAGACUCAUGUUACCAGAUGAUGAAAGAGAUCUCACUUCUCCAAGUCACACUAAUUCUUCCAAAGAUGUUUCUUCAUCUGCUGUGUUGAGGAGCCUCCAGGUAAAUGUGGGCCCUGAUGGAGAGGAAACAAGGGCACAGAAUGUACAGAAACCAUCUGAGCUUCUGUCAUCUCCAGAGACUUCCAGUUUAUUGCAAGACCUCCAGCCCAGUGACAGCACUUCAUUUAUUCUUCUCAACCUAACAAGAGCAGGGCUGGGCUCUCCAGCAGAGCACUUAGUGUUUGUUCAGGACGAAGCAGAAGAUUCUGGGAAUGACUUUCUCUCUCAUGAUAGCACAGACAGCAGUACCCCAUGGUUCCUGCGAGUGCAAGAAUUGGCCCAUGACAGUUUAAUUGCUGCCACUCGAGCACAGCUUGCUAAGAAUGCCAAAGCAAGCAGUAAUGGUGAAAAUGUUCAUCUUUGCUCUGGAGAUGGGCAACCAAAAGACUCUAGCCCCAUUCCUCAUUUAUCUCGUGUAGAAAGGAAGCUGAAAUGCACAGUUGAAGGCUGCGAUCGGACAUUUGUAUGGCCAGCUCACUUCAAAUAUCAUCUGAAAACACAUCGGAAUGAUCGCUCCUUCACCUGCCCAGCAGAAGGCUGUGGAAAAAGCUUUUAUGUCUUGCAGAGGCUGAAGGUGCACAUGAGAACUCACAAUGGUGAAAAACCCUUUGUUUGUACAGAGCUGGGCUGCGGGAAACAGUUCACAACAGCUGGAAAUCUGAAGAACCACCUACGAAUUCACACUGGGGAAAAACCCUUUCUGUGUGAAGCGCAGGGAUGCGGUCGCUCCUUUGCCGAGUACUCCAGCCUUCGAAAACAUUUGGUUGUCCACUCAGGAGUAAAGCCCCAUCAGUGCCAAAUUUGUGGGAAGACGUUUUCCCAGAGUGGUAGCAGAAAUGUGCAUAUGAGGAAACACCACUCCCGAAUUGGAACAACUGGCGGCAGAGAGCAAGAACAGCCAGAGUCGUUGAUGGGCAGUAGUUUGCUGGAAGAAUCUACAGUGCAUAGUAAGAAUCUCAUCUCCGUGAACUCUCAGCCCAGCCUUGGUGUAGAGUCUCUACACUUGCCAGAUACUGAGUCUAUUAUCGGAGUAGAGGAGGGUGAGACCAGCUGCUCUUUCUUCCGCCCUCUUAUAUGUAGUGACUGAAGUGGGAUUGAUCGUUCCUCCUAGAGACUCACCCUGUUGCAGUGGGAUGAGUAAACAUUGCUUUAACUGUGCACAGAGUGAGUUGGGUAGAUGGCGAACGAAUGAUAAAGCUGGAGCUGGAGAAGACUUACUGGACCAAGUUUCUCUCUGUUGCAGCGCUCAAAAGGUGGUCUACUGCUUAAAUGUCAUUUAGCCCAUGUUGUGGAACGCCAUUUCAAAACUGUUCAUGCAGUCCAUUCUCCUAAAGCCUAAAGCACUUGUUUUACUGGAGCACUUAGAAGUUCCAGUUAAGGACCAGGAUCUCAUUGUGCUAGGCACUGUACUGAAUGUACAAACAUUCAGUAUCUUGAGCAACAGGCCUUUCAUCCUUUACCUUCAGAGACUAUAUUCUAAUACAUCUCACUGUCAGGAGCUGACUUAAUAUCUGAAAUAAAUGUACUACUUGGUAUCAUUUAA
Messenger RNA from Numida meleagris (helmeted guineafowl), 2614 nucleotides. RefSeq names its product zinc finger protein 410 (gene ZNF410). Gene Ontology annotation, biological process: regulation of transcription by RNA polymerase II. Gene Ontology annotation, cellular component: transcription regulator complex; PcG protein complex. Bases 821 to 2158 code for a protein of 445 amino acids. The record is from RefSeq and is a predicted model, not a curated record. The transcript is spliced from 10 exons. NCBI's taxonomy places the organism in Eukaryota, Metazoa, Chordata, Aves, Galliformes, Numididae. Gene Ontology annotation, molecular function: DNA-binding transcription factor activity, RNA polymerase II-specific; RNA polymerase II cis-regulatory region sequence-specific DNA binding.